GAGGCAGCAGGUGAAGCAACCAGCAACACGGAGGCGCUAGUCGUGUUGCGAUCGUGACCGAGUGAACCACAAGCCAAUAUUAACUUUUUUGGGGGAUGGUACACGCACCGAGCAUUUUUCUUGCAAGGGGUAAUUAAAAUGUGUGUCAGAAAUGGAACGGUUUCUAGACGAGGAGAAUAGAACUCUGGCACAAAUAAUGGAUCCUUCGGAUUACGUGGUAACCGUCAAUGAGACCGACCUGGAAAACGAAAUUCCUGAAAAUCAGGAUCCGGUCACGAUGAUGUCAAUAUUGGUAGUGGGAACGUUCUUGACUCUGCUUAUCUUCCUCUCCGUGGCAGGCAAUAUCCUGGUGUGCGUGGCCAUCUACACCGACCGCGGUUUGCGACGCAUCGGCAACCUCUUCUUGGCCUCCUUGGCCAUCGCCGACCUGUUCGUCGCCUCUUUGGUGAUGACCUUCGCCGGCGUAAACGACAUUUUAGGCUAUUGGAUAUUCGGUGCCCAAUUCUGCGACACAUGGGUAGCCUUCGACGUAAUGUGUUCGACAGCGAGCAUAUUAAACCUGUGCGCUAUAUCACUAGAUAGAUACAUUCACAUUAAAGACCCCCUGAGAUAUGGAAGGUGGGUGACAAGACGAGUGGCUUUAGGAACAAUAGCAACAAUAUGGCUUCUGGCGGCGCUUAUAUCGUUCGUUCCCAUUUCUCUGGGCUUGCACCGGCCUCCGCAGCCCCUCGUCUACAAUGCCGGGGGCCAAAACUAUCCGACGUGCGCACUUGAUCUCACUCCCACUUACGCUGUCGUCUCGAGCUGCAUCUCCUUCUACGUUCCUUGCAUUGUCAUGAUCGGUAUUUACUGCCGCCUUUACUGCUACGCUCAAAAACACGUGAAGAACAUCAGAGCCAUCACGCGCCCCAUCGACCUCCCCGAGAAUAGCAGCACGAAAAAGAGCAUGAAGCAGAAGAACAAAGCCCUCCACAUCCACCUGCACAACCACCACAGUUCUCCCUACCACGUAAGCGACCACAAGGCCGCCGUCACCGUGGGCAUAAUAAUGGGUGUGUUCCUCAUCUGCUGGGUGCCGUUCUUCUGCAUAAACAUCGUGGCGGCGUUCUGCAAAACGUGCAUUCCGGACAUCACCUUCAAGAUCCUCACUUGGCUCGGCUAUUCAAACUCCGCAUUUAAUCCCAUCAUCUACUCGAUCUUCAACACCGAAUUUCGGGAGGCUUUCAAACGGAUUCUAACCGCCCACUACCCGGCCUGGUGUAAAUGCGGCUACCAAUCCGUUUCGUUGAACACUAACGACAAGUUCGUCACGGAUUACGGCACGAAAACGGUGAUUGUGAACGCGAGGAGGAACGGCUCCUUCGGCGAGUACUCCAGCGAACAUCUCAGCACCGAGUCGGUGCACCAGACGAGAGUCAACUCCACCGAGAGGGACCUCUUCGGCGAGGGCGUCAGCGCCAUUUGACAGGACUGCGAUCAUCUGCAAGACACGAUGGUUUAACACGGCGCAAAGAUGUUCUUCUCAAAAUGGCUGUGGAUUACUAAUUUCAUACGUAAAUUUACAUUUCUAUGUACUGUAGAGGACCACUAUGUCUCUCGAGGCGUCGUCUUCAUGGCUUAAAGACGGACGAUGUCUACUUCUAGUCUUAAAUGUGAUCAAAUCAUAUCAGUUUCAGUCUUCGUCAAGUAGCAAUACUUCAAUGAGGUUGUGAUACGUUCUAGUCUCCAAACAGUUGUGGCACUAUUUGAUCGGGCUCGGUCAGAGAACAAAUAUUUACAUUGAAUCAACGCUCCGGAAAACUUUUAUUGAUCUAUCUCUUUUUUCCACUCUUCAUUGCCAAUAAAACAAUAAGAGAUUCUUUGCUUCCUUUUUCAAAUGAUUUGAAAUACGGUUGAAAAACUCGGUUGUUAUUUAUAGGAAAAAAUGAGUUUCUCAAUCAUAUGAAAUCUAAAUAUUGUCUAAAUACACUCGUAGGUAUAAUCGCUAACAUCGCAAAAUUCUUAGAUGAAAUGUUCAAAUUUCAGUCACAAUUUGUGGCUAUUAGAAAAAUUUGACCAUUUCACUAACUUAAUUUUCCUCGAUACA
Tribolium madens (black flour beetle) is the source of this 2086-nucleotide messenger RNA. It is a transcript of the gene Dop1R1, whose product is annotated as dopamine receptor 1. Gene Ontology annotation, molecular function: G protein-coupled receptor activity. Gene Ontology annotation, cellular component: membrane. Bases 152 to 1465 code for a protein of 437 amino acids. Lineage: Eukaryota; Metazoa; Arthropoda; Insecta; Coleoptera; Tenebrionidae. The record is from RefSeq and is a predicted model, not a curated record. The transcript has 6 exons. Gene Ontology annotation, biological process: adenylate cyclase-activating adrenergic receptor signaling pathway.